Molecule: messenger RNA, 1611 nt
Organism: Hypanus sabinus (Atlantic stingray)
Lineage: Eukaryota; Metazoa; Chordata; Chondrichthyes; Myliobatiformes; Dasyatidae
Gene: cacnb4a
Product: calcium channel, voltage-dependent, beta 4a subunit
Exons: 13
Coding region: 1-1611 (536 amino acids)
Biological process (GO): neuromuscular junction development; calcium ion transmembrane transport; chemical synaptic transmission
Cellular component (GO): voltage-gated calcium channel complex
Molecular function (GO): high voltage-gated calcium channel activity; protein binding
Source: RefSeq, a predicted model, not a curated record
AUGGAACACUCCUCCUGUGAGAUGUGGGAUUUCAGCAUACCUAGAGGUCUCCUUGAUGACUACAUCUUCAGGAACUGCUCCCAACUUCAGCUCCUGAUAGACAAGGUCAAGGAAUUGGAGCUGGAUCUGGAUGCACUCAGGACCAUCCGGGAGGCUGAUAACCUCAUAGUAUCGCAGGGUUCAGCAGAUUCUUAUACAAGUAGGCCAUCGGAUUCUGACGUUUCCCUAGAGGAAGAUCGAGAUGGGAUUCGGCGUGAGUCCGAGCAGCAAGCAGCCGUGCAACUUGAACGAGCCAAAACAAAACCUGUUGCAUUCGCAGUCAGAACAAAUGUCACUUACUGUGGCGCCCUGGAUGAAGACGUGCCAGUGCCAGGAACUGCCAUCUCCUUUGAUACCAAAGACUUCCUACAUAUUAAAGAAAAGUACAACAAUGACUGGUGGAUAGGACGACUGGUGAAAGAAGGGUGUGAAAUUGGAUUCAUUCCAAGCCCCCUCAAACUUGAGAACAUCCGAUUACAACGGGAACAGAAAUCACGACAGGGUCGUUUUUACAGCGGGAAGUCCAGCGGGAACUCUUCAUCCAGCCUCGGUGAUAUGGUGUCUGGUACGUGGCGCUCUCCCUCCCCUUCUUCAGCUGAGCAAAAUCAUCUGCCAUGGUUCAAGAAGACUGAACACAUUCCUCCUUAUGAUGUGGUACCAUCCAUGAGGCCAGUUGUGUUGGUGGGCCCUUCAUUGAAAGGUUAUGAGGUGACAGACAUGAUGCAGAAAGCACUCUUUGAUUUCCUGAAGCAUCGGUUUGAUGGAAGGAUAUCAAUUACACGGGUGACAGCAGAUAUAUCCCUAGCCAAACGAUCGGUUCUAAAUAAUCCCAGCAAGAGGACGAUAAUGGAGCGGUCCAAUACACGGUCAAGUAUAGCUGAAGUGCAGAGUGAAAUUGAGAGGAUCUUUGAGCUGGCCAGAACAUUGCAGUUGGUUGUUUUAGAUGCGGACACCAUUAAUCAUCCUGCACAACUCAUCAAGACCUCACUUGCACCGAUCAUCGUUCACGUUAAAGUUUCUUCUCCCAAGGUGCUGCAGAGGUUGAUAAAGUCCAGGGGAAAGUCACAGAGUAAAAACCUCAAUGUCCAGUUGGUGGCAGCAGAUAAACUGGCACAGUGUCCUCCAGACAUGUUUGAUGUCAUCCUGGAUGAAAACCAGUUGGAGGACGCAUGUGAGCAUUUGGCAGACUAUCUUGAAACGUACUGGCGUGCGACACACACCCCCAGCAGUGCACCUCUGAAUCCAUUACUGGGCCGGAACUUAGGUAGUACUGCACUGUCAACAUAUCCUUCAGCUAUCUCUGGGUUACAGGGGCAGCGGAUGAGCAACAGCAAUCACUCUGGUGAACACAUCCCCGUUGAACGAACGCGCUUGGUCCACUCUGAUGAAAAUGGCCACAGUGAGAGGGCACGGAAGAACAGGAAUCGCUUGUCUUCAGGUUCCCAGCACAGCCGAGGCCAAUACCCACUGAUGGAAGAAGAGUAUUCUGAUCCUUACCAGGACACAUACAAAUCACGAAGGAGUCACGGAUCACCUGGAGGCCACAGCCAUGAUUCUCAGCACAGGCUAUGA